AUGCUCCCGCACCGCCCGCCCGGGGCUCGCCGGCUCCGCUGCCGCUCCUCCCUCCCUCCCUCUGCCGCGGGGCGGCCCCGGCGGGGCGGCGGCAGCGGCGGGGCGGGCGCGGGGAGGGCGGCGGGCGGCGCCGCGGGCGGCGGGGAGCGCGGGCUCGCUCGGUCCUUCCCCCGCCGCGGGGGGCGGGGACCCGUGACACCGCAGGGUCGCACUCUGCCGCGGGUCCCGCCCCCCUCCCUGUGCUCGUCCUCCCCGCAGGGGCACCCCGGCACUCCGGCCGUCACGGUGGCACCACCACGGUCGCAAAUGAGUCGCUGGAGUCACUCGUGUCUGCGUGAAGAAACCAAGUCCUUGCGUAGCCGCCCCCCGGCACACGUGGGGUUCGAGUCAGAGAUGGGGGGAGCAUCACCCAAGCCGCAGGUGGGCGCGGUGCGGCCGCGGCUGCAGCGGGGACCCGCGACACUGCACAGGUCAGCCCUAAAGCGAGCCAUCAUCCGGACAGCGGCACGGGGACACGCUUCCCAGCGCCAGAGAACGACGCACAAAAUGAGGCGACGUGCUAAAGGAAGAAAAGGCUUUCACCUGGCUUUUGUCCCAAGUCUGGCUGAUGCGGUUGCACUGAGGGCCGUGGGUGCUGCGGCCCGGGCUGUCCCGGCCCCGCCGCUGAGGGCCGUGUGUGUGGCGGCCCGGGCUGUGCCGGUCCCGCCGCUGAGGGCCGUGGGUGCUGCGGCCUGGGCUGUCCCGGUCCCGGCCGCGGCUCUCCCUGCGGAGCGGGGCCGCCCCCUGCCGGCCGCCGCCGCCGCUGCAGCCCCGGCCGCCGCGGGGCUUCGUCCCGCAGCAUGCGCUAUCAGCGACCCCCCGAACAACCGCGUAAAUAUCUGA
Molecule: messenger RNA, 882 nt
Organism: Zonotrichia leucophrys gambelii
Lineage: Eukaryota; Metazoa; Chordata; Aves; Passeriformes; Passerellidae
Product: atherin-like
Exons: 3
Coding region: 1-882 (293 amino acids)
Source: RefSeq, a predicted model, not a curated record